CUCCACUUUCCAAAGUAAGGACCACAGCCUUGCAGAGUAUUCAGAUGAUGAUGACUUAUUCUAUGAGAGACCUGUUGGAGCAUUUAACAGAGUUAGCCUGAGAAAGGCUUCCUGCUCUAGCCGGACACUUUUGGAAGAUGUGAGCCCUACUCCAAAAAUGGCCAAACCAAAAUACUGUGAAGGAAAAAUUCUAACUUCUGUUGAGAAUAAUGACAGUGAGUCUACAGAAUACCCUGAACUGAGGAAAUCCUCAUCUGAGAAUGACUUCAAAAUGAACAAAAACACAGAGAGUAAAAAAUUCAGGACUAGAUUGGCCUUGGCCCACAGAUCUUUGUCAAGCUUCUUUGAAUCUAAAUCUCUGGAGAAGGAAAAUGCUGAACAGAGUCCAAAGAUUUCAAUGAAAAAUGAAAAGGAAAAAGCCAAGUUGUACCAAGCAUCCUGGAAAGCCUUUCUUAAAAGCAAGGAGGCAGAUGGUCUGAAGCGGUCUUCCUUUAGUUCCCUUCCAACACAGCAGAGUUCCUGUACACACAGGAGCCCUGGCAGCUUUGCUAGAAGAUCAUCCAAAGAAAAGCUUGAGUGCCACAGUGGCCAAGUCUGUCUGAGUUCAGGAGUGUCUAAUGGCUCCUCUACAGAAGCUGGGCAUUCUGAUUCCUCUGGGACCAGUGACUUUACGCCUGUGGAUGCCAGGAGGAGAAGAAAAGGUGUAUCUUGUGAACUUAGUUUAAAGUGUCCUCGCAGCCCCGACUACAACGGGAAAGAAGAAGCAAUGGGAAAUGACAAAGAUGCUUCUUUUGAAGAGUUUUGGUUGAAAUCCCCAGUUAGUCCAAUUGACCUGCAGUCAUCAUUUUCUCACUUCACUCCUUCUUGCCCCCAGCUGUCAAUGUAUGAACGGAAAGAUAUGCCAUGCAGGCCUAUGAGCCCCAAACCCCAGAGUCCUAGGACCAGUUCUCGAAAGGGUUUCCAUUACCCUGGAAGAUUGAGUUCCACUUCAAUGAUAUCUCUGGGCAACAUUUCUAUGAUUGAUAGCAAUUUGGAAGCUCCAGAGAGGCCAAAGACGUUGAAGCCUAGGUCUAGCUUCUUGGUGUCUAUGCAUUCAUUAGAUAAUGACUAUCACAGAGAAGACAGUGGAAUAAGCAGCCAGUCACAGAUCAGCUUAAACACUGCUUCCUCCGCGAGUGAUAUCAUCAGAGAUGAGGAGAGCAUCCAGCAAAGUCAAAUUACAUCAGAAAAGCGGCCAGGUGAGAAACGGGGUCUCCAUGGCAGAAAAACGUCUCCUCAGACGCCCCUGUCUCCACACUCAUUCUCACACGUUGAGAACAAAGCCUGGAUGCUUCCCUUCCAUGUCCAGGAGCCAAGAGCAAACGAGCGCACCCAGAGGAAGAGACGCAGACCCUUGUACAAGCGUUUUAGCUUUGAUGAUGCCUGGAUGGAAAGGAACCGGAAAAGGACGCUUGUGAAGGAAACACAGUCAGACAGAGAGAUGGAACCAAGUAACCCCCCAGAGGAUCAGUUAAAAGUUAAAAUGCGACCAUCCGUUACUUCACCAGUGGCCUUCCAUGCUCACCCUUUCAAGCUACAUCUCUAUUCCCAGAGUACACCCACAGGUUUGGACUGUAUGGGCCUGAGGCAGCGCAUCUCCUUUCCAGUAAUUGCUGACGGGUCACUGGAGAAGACAAGCGAUGAUGCGGGAAGCGAGGAAGAUUUGUAUGGUGAUUUCCGGAGUUCCAGUCACCGCUAUGGCCACCCAGGUGGCGGAGGAGAGCAACUUGCUAUUAAUGAGCUCAUCUGUGAUGGAGGUGUGGUCUAUGCAGAGGCCCUCUGGGAUCAUGUCACCAUGGAUGACCAAGAGCUGGGCUUCAAGGCUGGUGACGUCAUUGAAGUAAUGGAUGCCACUAACAAAGAAUGGUGGUGGGGCAGGAUAAUGGACAGCGAGGGCUGGUUUCCAGCCAGCUUUGUACGGCUCCGAGUGAAUCAGGAUGAACCAAUGGAAGACUAUCCUCUGAAGUUAGAGGACGGCAGGGAAGAAGACUCCCGAAAUGCUGUCCACCGUUAUGGGGUGGGGCAAACAACCAAGGAUCAAAUGAGGACCAAUGUUAUCAAUGAGAUCCUGAGCACAGAGAGAGAUUACAUCAAACACCUGAAGGACAUCUGUGAGGGCUAUAUAAAGCAGUGCCGUAAAAGAGCAGAUAUGUUCACCGAGGAGCAGCUGAAAACCAUCUUUGGGAAUAUUGAAGAGAUCUACAAGUGCCAGAAAAAAUUUGUUAAGGCAUUGGAGAAAAAAUUCAACAAAGAUUACCCACACCUGAGUGAGAUUGGGUCCUGCUUCCUGGAAUAUCAAAAUGAAUUCCAGAUCUACUCUGAGUACUGCAACAACCACCCCAAUGCCUGCGCGGAGCUUUCCCGACUCACCAAAGUGAGCAAAUAUGUCUAUUUCUUUGAAGCCUGUCGCCUGCUUCAGAAGAUGAUUGACAUCUCUCUGGAUGGCUUUCUCCUGACUCCAGUGCAGAAAAUUUGCAAGUACCCACUGCAGCUUGCAGAACUGCUGAAGUACACGAACCCGCAACAUAGGGACUUUAAAGAUGUGGAAGAUGCUCUAAAUGCCAUGAAAAACGUAGCACGGCUCAUCAAUGAGAGGAAGAGGCGCUUGGAAAACACAGACAAAAUUGCUCAGUGGCAGAGUUCCAUAGAGGAUUGGGAGGGUGAAGAUGUCCUUGUCAAGAGUUCUGAACUCAUCUACUCGGGAGAAUUAACUAAAAUUUCCCAGCCUCAAGCCAAGAGCCACCAGAGAAUGUUCUUCCUCUUUGAUCAUCAGCUUGUCUGCUGCAAGAAGGAUCUCCUGCGACGCGAUAUCCUGUACUAUAAGAGCCGAAUCAGCAUGGACAACAUGGAGAUCCUGGAUGUGGAAGACGGCAAAGAUAAAGACUUCAAUAUCACUGUAAAAAAUGCAUUCAAGUUGCACUGUAAGGACACAGAGGAAGUCCACUUGUUCUGCGCAAAAAAGCCCGAACAGAAGCAGCGUUGGUUCAAGGCAUUUGAGAAUGAAAGGAAGCAGGUUCAGCUCGACCAGGAAACGGGUUUUUCCAUCACUGAGGUUCAGAAGAAACAAGCUAUGCUUAACGCCAGCAAACAGAACCAGACUGGAAAACCAAAAGUGGUCACCAGGACGUACUAUGACUUCCUGAUGCGCCAGAAGCACCCUACCUUGCCUACAAACCUCCCCCAGCAACAAGUCUUCAUGCUGGCAGAGCCCAAGCGCAAGCCUUCAAACUUCUGGCAGAACAUCAGCAGGCUGGCUCCAUUUCGAAAAUAGCCGGAAGCAGCUGUCCUGUGCCUGAAGACCUUCUGAGAAAGCACUUUAUGCAUCAAGCCCUGCAAAACUAAGCACUAGCUCCCCCUCCUGGCUUUCAGAGGGACAGCACCUACCCUUUAUUUCCUUAUUUUCUCUGCCAGACUGAAAGGGCUCA
This is a messenger RNA of Euleptes europaea (tarantolino), 3464 nucleotides long. RefSeq names its product Rho guanine nucleotide exchange factor 4 (gene ARHGEF4). The transcript has 13 exons. The record is from RefSeq and is a predicted model, not a curated record. Lineage: Eukaryota; Metazoa; Chordata; Lepidosauria; Squamata; Sphaerodactylidae. Gene Ontology annotation, molecular function: guanyl-nucleotide exchange factor activity; protein binding. Gene Ontology annotation, biological process: intracellular signal transduction. The coding region runs from base 158 to 3310 and encodes 1050 amino acids.